AUGCUUCGUAGAGGCUUUUGCCGCAGUAUCCCGCUCUUGGGACCCACCUUCACAGAGCUUGUGGAGCGCCUGGACUCUUUUGAGAAGGAGUUCAUUGAGUGGAAGGCGUUUCGCAAAGCGGUGGAAUCAACGUCGCCGAAGGUGACGGAGGCGGCGAAGGAAAUUAUUGCGGAGAGCAUGGAGGAGGUGAAGACGAGCAAGGUGAACUUGGAAAACCCGCUGACGCCUGAAGAGUUCACAGAGUUGAACCAGUUCUACGCCAAGCAGAAGGUGAAGGAUAUAUUCUUCGAGAACUUGCUCUAUAUCAACACACCGAAUGAUUUGAUGCAGCAUUCGGAGAUCGUUUUUCGCCAGUACCUUGUGCGGAUUGCCCGUCGCGUACGUCACUUGAGCCAUGCACCGUACGGCCUAUCACAAAUGCCGGGAAUCCAAAUGUUGAAGAAGUGGUACCAGUGGAGUUUUCACGACGUUCGUAGCACUCCAGUUCCAACGACCCGAGAUGGAUGCUUCCGGUGCGACCGCAUGGUGCGACGUGUUUUCCUCCGCCACUAUAACGUGAGCUCUCUCAUCACCGAUGGUAUGGUCGAGUUUGCCAGCCGCGAGGGAUGGACGCAUGUAGACGAAGAGGUGAUGCGCACGUAUGAUGAGCUGCAGGCCUUUUUCGAGGCAUUUUGCCUGGGUCGCGUCCGUCUUCGCUUUUUGGUAGGCAAUUACAUGUAUCUUUCCACCAAAAUCCUCGGUGUCUCGAGGGAGGAGUACGCCGUGAACGAUCCGGACGGGCUCACAGUGCCCAUCUUUUUCGACCAUAAUGCAGAUGACUUUGUUGGGCAGAUCUGCAAGAAAUGCUCUCUCUUGGUCCUCACAAAGUGCGCGAUCAAGGAAGCACAGGCUAAUUAUGAUGCGGAGAUCGAGCUAAAACUGGCUGGGGAUCCUAAUUUGGUCUUCGUCGGGGUACCGUAUAUCACGUACGACAUCAUUUGCGCGAUGCUGGAGGACGCUGUUUCUGCUAACGUAGAUCGUCAGGAACAGACAGGCAAGGCGUGCACGAACAUUGAAGUCACGCUUGCGCAGUGGCCGACAAACAAGCGCUUUGUUCUGCGUAUAUCGGACACGGCGGGCGGAAUGACCUUACGCCAGGCUGCGAAGCAGCUGUCCUGCUGGUCUCUUUACAGAAACAUUCAGGGCCAUAAUGAGGAUACGAUUUCAACGUGGACGUCCAGCCCGAUUCGGCUCCCCUAUGCGUACAAUGCCGCGCGCGUGAUUGGUGGGAACAUCACGUUGGCGUCCAUUGAAGGCUACGGGACAGAUAGGCAGCUGUAUCUCCCUUCUACCGGACUUGCUGGUGUGUCUCUAUGA
Leishmania mexicana MHOM/GT/2001/U1103 is the source of this 1356-nucleotide messenger RNA. RefSeq names its product pyruvate dehydrogenase (lipoamide) kinase,putative. Gene Ontology annotation, cellular component: mitochondrion. The record is from RefSeq and is a predicted model, not a curated record. Gene Ontology annotation, biological process: protein phosphorylation; regulation of glucose metabolic process. The coding region runs from base 1 to 1356 and encodes 451 amino acids. NCBI's taxonomy places the organism in Eukaryota, Euglenozoa, Kinetoplastea, Trypanosomatida, Trypanosomatidae. Gene Ontology annotation, molecular function: pyruvate dehydrogenase (acetyl-transferring) kinase activity. The transcript has a single exon.